CUCUUCAACUUCCCUGAUAAAGUAAAGCGGCAGACGCUAGAACUGUACGAGCAACAAACCAGCCGUGAAUUAAACGCAGGUAUUAACACAAUAAGUACCUCCUGUUGGAGAGAUAAAUAGUAUGUUCGACAUAGUUUGAACUGAAAUAAUAACUCUAUAUUUAGCUGCGCACAAAUCGAUCUGGUUUACUUUUCUCCUCAUCGCGUCUGUGGAUUUUAGAGUGGACGCUUUGAGUUCGGUGAAUCAUUUCUGCUGUCCUUUAACGUCCAACGCACAUCCCAGCUAAAACCAUGCCGUUCCCUUUUGGGAAGUCUCAGAAGAGCCCUGCAGAGAUUGUGAAAAGUCUGAAGGAGAAUGUAGCAUACUUGGAGAAGUUGGAGUCCUCUGAAAGCAAGAAAUGUGAAAAGGUUGCAGAGGAAGUAUCAAAAAAUCUUUCGUCGUUGAAAGAGGUGCUGUGUGGCACUGGAGACAAGGAGCCUCAGACUGAGGCAGUGGCACAACUAGCUCAGGAGCUCUACAACACCAACCUCCUCAUUUCCCUCAUAGCAAACCUUCAGAGGAUUGAUUUCGAGGGAAAGAAGGAUGUGGUGCAUCUGUUUAGCAACAUAGUGCGUCGCCAGAUUGGCGCUCGCACCCCUACUGUGGAGUACAUCUCUUCCCACUCACAGAUCCUCUUUAUGCUGCUGAAAGGCUAUGAAACCCCAGAAGUGGCCCUUAACUGUGGCAUGAUGUUGAGGGAAUGUCUGCGUCAUGAACCUCUGGGCCGAAUUGUUCUGUUCUCUGAGGAAUUCUACUGCUUCUUUCGCUACGUGGAGCUAUCUACUUUUGACAUUGCCUCUGACGCCUUCUCCUCUUUUAAGGAUUUGCUUACAAGACACAAGAUCAUGUGUGCAGAUUUCUUGGAGACAAAUUACGACAGAGUGUUCACUGAGUAUGAAAAGCUGCUGCAUUCUGAUAAUUAUGUCACCAAGCGGCAGUCUCUGAAGCUCUUAGGAGAACUAUUACUGGACAGACACAACUUCACAGUCAUGACCAAAUACAUCAGUCGAGCUGAGAACCUAAAGCUGAUGAUGAACAUGUUGAAAGACAACAGCCGCAACAUCCAGUUUGAAGCCUUCCAUGUCUUUAAGGUGUUUGUGGCUAACCCCAAUAAGACACAGCCUGUGCUGGACAUCCUCCUCAAGAAUCAGUCGAAGCUGGUGGACUUCCUGAGCCACUUUCAAACGGACCGCUCUGAAGACGAGCAGUUCUGCGAUGAAAAGAACUAUCUCAUUAAGCAGAUCCGGGACCUCAAACGGCCUGCACCUGCAGAGGAGUCCUAAUGGGAAAACAUGGAGUGUAGAGCCGGGGAGCUUAGCUUGUAAUGUGGUUUGAUUAUGUGGAUGGGAGGAAAAAAAAUAAGUCAAAGACAGAAAGAAAGGCUAGCAUCACUCGGAAUAAAUCUCUUUACAUCCAACUUCUGAAACAGGUAGAGAAAUGCUGUCAGGAUGUGCUAACAUACGUCUAUCCCUUUACUUGGGGGCGAACAUGUUUUAGCUGCAGGAGUAGCAAGUGGAACCCAAGCACUCCAUUUAAACCUAAUAUACAGUACAUUUUUAGCACUGCCCUUAAAAAGGAAAUAGAGUUGAUUUACCUUUUUAGAUGGUAAAACGUAGAUUAAAAAAAAAUGCAUUCAAAUUGCUCAGAAUGAAAAGUAUAUUGAAAGCCUGCUCAGGCCUUUGUAACAAAGUAAGAACAUGAAUAUUGGUACAGGUAUGGCUUUGCAUAUUUGCACUGAAUCUGGAAGCUUUGCUCCAGGUAGGCCAUUAGUGCCACUUCAUUAACCAAAUAUUAACGAUAGGUCAUAAAUACAGGACAUAAUGAUGCCUUAUUUCAAUACACAAACACAAAUUCAUCUGGACAUUCUCACAUUUGAACUAGUCAAGGGACAUUAAAGCAUUUUAUAGCCUGAAAAUGUCAUGUGGUCAAGUGAAACCUUAAAAAAAAAAAAAACGUCUGUAGAGUUUUAUGGUCAUGUUGGAUGCUGCACUCAAUUUCCAUUUUAACUGGGUGCCUUAUUUAAGUAGCUUGGUCAUUCUGGGUCUUCUAUUACAUUUAUAUUUAUCUAUAACAUUGGAUUUGUAGUAUUAUUCUGCUUUAGCUUGGGUUAGUUUUAUUUUAACUAUUUAAAAAUAUGAAAUUAUAAAAAAAAAAACUAUACUCGUUUAAAGUUUUCUCAGUUUAGAUGAGCCAUGCAAUGCAUUCAGGGUUUAUAUAUUUUAGUACACGGUGCAUGUUUACAGUGCAAGACACGAUAACCUCCGCACACACACUGUAACACUGAAAGGAUGUGAAUUACUAGAGCUGGGGCAUGUCAUGACAUUCCUCAGCUGCGCUUUGAUAGACAGCUUAGAAAAGCCAAUUAAGCCUUUAAAAGAUGGAUGCCGUAGCAAAGAGCAUUUAACACAGUUCUUGUGUCCUGCACUGUCAAACAUGAAUGAGCCAAAGCUGUGGUAACGCAUGUUAUAGACCUAGAAUUUGGUUCUCCUUUGGAUUCUUUCCUUCAGUACCUCUUGGAAGUUUUAGAUAAAAUGCAGAGCAGGAUUCUACUGAAAGGUUCCAUUAGUCUUUAUAUCUUAAGUUGAAUAUAUUUUAUGUACUCUGUUUGCACAAGUUAAUUUCUAAUAUACCUCAUAGGUUUUAAAUUCCUAAGUGCUGUUUCCCCCCCCCCCCCGCUUUGUUUCAAUAGAUAUUGUGGAAACUCUUUACAGUAUGGUUUAAUUCAUUAACGUUAGUAAAUGCAUUUAUUAAUUUUGGUUAACUUCUAUAUAUAAAUUUUAAGUUGCAUACAUUAACUUUAGUUGAUUUGAAUUAAUAAUGAACAAUAGCAUAUUUAUUAUUAAUUAACAUUAACUUAAUUUUCAUGGUACCUGAUGCAUUAACUAAUGUUAACAAAUCAAACUUUAGUGUAAAGUGUUUCUGGUAUUAUUUUGGAUGUGGGGUGGUAGUUUGAAUUAUGCAAGCUCAAAUAAGAUCUAACAACAUGCCAAAGUUGUGGUCUUGUAAUGCUGAAUAUGAAAUACAAGGGAAAUUAUUUUUUUCUGUUUGCUAAUGAGACUGUCAGGAGUGUGAGGAAAGCACUUGCUGUGCUUGUGUAAUUGAGCCACAGUUUCAGUCUAAAAGGUUUUUAAUGGAUUCAUCCAAAUGUCAGCGUGUGCUUGUGCUUUGACAUCAUUUCAGUCCGCUAAUCACUAGAAGCAAAUGUCUUUGUGAAAGUAUGACUUGUGCAUGUUGAACUUUAUUGUAAGUAUUUAGGAUGUGAAACACCUUCUGUGCUGCGUUUGUUUUUAUAAACUGCAUCAUGUGUGAACUCUUUCAAAGCCUUUGUGUUGAACGGUGGCCCAGACUGAUUCAGUCGCCUUUUCCCAAAAGAUCUACAGCUAUCGAUAACCAAAUAUUUCCGUCGUUUCAAUAAACUUCACUUGAUACCACAUGUACAAGAAUGGGUUUUUGGCCAAAUGUGAUUAUUCCGCAAACAGGGUUGUUUUUCUUAAGCUCGUUGAAGUUUUGAGGCUUUAUAUUCUCCAUGCAGUGAUAGUAAUCUCAGAUAAAGAGAUUCAAAAUCGUAUGUUAGAUCUUUGGUAAAUUAUUAUGGUGGAAUGUAUAACCUACACCUUUUAUUAUUUGCAGUUCGACUGAUAAUGUUUGCUAUGCUUUUCACUCAUUUUCCUAUGAGAUUUCUGUAAUAUGUUCCACUGUGGGGGAGGAUUAUAUAUGUACAUAAAGUUUUAUUUUAAAAAAAGAGAAAGUGUGGAGGCAUAUUGAAAAUAAAAUAAACAGUGGCACUUCUUA
Carassius gibelio (silver crucian carp) is the source of this 3831-nucleotide messenger RNA. RefSeq names its product calcium binding protein 39, like 1 (gene cab39l1). Gene Ontology annotation, molecular function: protein serine/threonine kinase activator activity. Gene Ontology annotation, biological process: intracellular signal transduction. The coding region runs from base 291 to 1322 and encodes 343 amino acids. The transcript has 9 exons. Lineage: Eukaryota; Metazoa; Chordata; Actinopteri; Cypriniformes; Cyprinidae. The record is from RefSeq and is a predicted model, not a curated record.